CCUAAAAAUCCCACCAAAACAUUUCCCUCUCUGUUUCCACCCCUUUUCCUCCAAAAGAAAAAGGAAGAAAAAUGUCUUCUCUCCCUCUCCUCCUCUGCUUCUUCUUCUUUACCUCCUUCGUCCCGCUCUUUACUGCCCUCACUUCCUCCCCUUACCUUUCCCCCACGAUCCUCCCACAGAAUUACCAGAAAAUGCUAAAGAACUUCAAAAUUUACGUUUACCCCCCGCCGGAAACGCUGUCGUUUGACUCCAAAGUCGAAGCCCUCUUUUACUCUUCUCUCCUCCACAGUCCCUUCACUACUCAAAACCCCGAAGAAGCCCAUUUGUUCUUCCUCCCCUUCUCUUUCCACUCCGACCUUUCGCCACGCUCCGCCGCGCGCGUUGUCGGAGAUUAUCGUACGGAAUUUAUUUACUGGAACCGGACUCUCGGAGCUGAUCAUUUUUUCCUUUCUUGUUCGGGUGUCGGCCAUGGCUCGGACCGGAAUGUGGUCGAGUUGAAGAAAAACUCGGUUCAGGUCUCGUGUUUCCCGACGACGCCCGGGUUGUUUAUUCCUCAUAAGGAUGUUAGUUUACCCCCACUUGCUAACGUUCACGCUCCAACUCACGCUCCGGGAAGCAAGAGUACGAGUCAUUUGGCUUACGUGAGGUAUAAUUGGGUGAAAGAGUCGAACCUGGUGGAACAGCUUUUAGCUGAUCCCGAGAUUUUGGUUGAAUCUGAGCCGUCGGAUCAGAUGACUUACGAGGAAAGACUUGCCGGGAGUAAGUUCUGUUUGUUCGAGUACGGGCCGGAGAUAUCGGGGAUUGGCGAAGCAAUGAGUUUCGGUUGCGUGCCUGUGGUGAUCACCGACCGUCCAGUCCAGGACAUGCCGUCGAUGGAUUUGCUGACGUGGCGACAUAUCGCCGUGUUCGUGGGGACAAGCGGCGGGGCCAGGGAGAUCAAGAGGGUAUUGGGACGCGUCGUGGUGGAAGGGUACGAGGAUAUGAGCGGAUCCGCUGUGGUGGCGAGUAAGCAUUUUGUGUGGAACGAGACCCCGCAGCCGUACGAUGCGUUUCACAUGGUAAUGUAUCAGCUCUGGCUGAGAAGGCAUACCAUCAGAUAUGCGGAGAGAGAAUGGGCUUAAAGGAUUAAGGAUUUAAAGUGUUUGUAGCCCGUUGAUUUAUUUGUUGACUUCAGAACUUUCUACGGUGGUGAUCACGUAAUUCUUAUAUCUGUGUUUUUUUUUUUGGUGUUGUAAACUAUAAUUUUGGCUGGUUAAUACAAAUUAGUAUUAAUAACAUUUUAUAAA
This is a messenger RNA of Theobroma cacao (cacao), 1286 nucleotides long. Its product is annotated as putative glycosyltransferase At5g11130. NCBI's taxonomy places the organism in Eukaryota, Viridiplantae, Streptophyta, Magnoliopsida, Malvales, Malvaceae. The record is from RefSeq and is a predicted model, not a curated record. Gene Ontology annotation, molecular function: glycosyltransferase activity.